This is a messenger RNA of Lytechinus pictus (painted urchin), 4622 nucleotides long. RefSeq lists its product as uncharacterized. The transcript has 5 exons. Gene Ontology annotation, biological process: transmembrane transport. The record is from RefSeq and is a predicted model, not a curated record. NCBI's taxonomy places the organism in Eukaryota, Metazoa, Echinodermata, Echinoidea, Temnopleuroida, Toxopneustidae. Gene Ontology annotation, molecular function: monocarboxylic acid transmembrane transporter activity. Bases 255 to 2444 code for a protein of 729 amino acids. Gene Ontology annotation, cellular component: membrane.
ACUCAUUACAGCACUUGACAUUUCGACUUCCUUGCUACCGGCAGCAUUAUUUCGUGGAGAUUAGAAUCCUGGUCAUUCAGUAUAGAUUUGAAUGGAGGCAUUUAUUUUGUGUUUGUAAGAAAGACAUGAACCUUGUAUUGUUUUAUUGCUCUGCUUUUAAGGAUUAACGGCUGUUGGGAAACGUGGUUACUUAAUGCUAAAUGUGACCUGAUUGCUGUAAGGAUCUCACAAAACCAGCUCCGCUUUCAAUCAAGAUGCCUUUUGCGAAUGUCGACAAGGAGGGCGAGUCAGGGCUUGACAAAUAUCCACAUUGGGAGAAGCACAGAAGUGUACAGUUCAGGAAAAGUAGAGCCGGUAAUGAUAAUAUGCCUACUUCAAUGUCUUCAUCAGCUUCUUCAAUGCAAUCGUCAGAGUCUCUUUCUUCUCGGUUGUCGAACCUUGCAGCCAGCGAUGAGAAACUCUCGAACGGUAAUUGUUUAAGUGUGUCCGAUUCAAGUCAAAACCUAACGGCUCCUGAUGAUGUCCGGACGAACAAUCGCUUACCUACGUAUGCGCGCGAGUCCUCAGACACCGUGGAUCUUUUCAUUUCGUCGCUUCCAUGCUUGGAUAGCGAGGGCGACAGCGGCCAAGACUUACCCUCUAUAUCUCUUGAGGGUGUCCGAGAAGGAAUUGUGUGCGAAGACUCCAAUAUCGAUUCGCGUAGUCACAAAAUACUAGAAAUAAUGACGAUGGACCAAAUAUAUACAUCAGAAGAAAUCACUUCAAAUGGAUUACCGAUCUCGUCUUCAGCGUCUUGCUCUGUCACAUCAUCCGUCCCAUCUUCUUCCUGGAACCAAUCUUCUACUUCAAGUGCCGAUUCGCUGACCGAUUCCUCUGAUUCGCUGACCCAUUUGUCCUUGCUCGACGAACCUUUGUCGAGACCCACUCCAUCAUCGCACGCUGUAAAGUCUCCAUGGAUGCUGCUCGUAUGGUGUCACCUGAGCCAGAUUCUUGCCGGAGGACUCUUAAAGAGUCUAGCUGUUUUCCUCGAUGAUAUCCUUGUGGAGUUUGAUUCAAGUGUUGCCUUCAUGGGCUGGAUGUUCUCUCUGGAAGCAUUCUUCUUUGGACUCACUUGUCCUUUUGCAUCGUUCGCUACGAAGAAACUUGGCCCUCGUGUUGUAAUGAUGUCUGGAGGUCUGAUCAAUGGCGUGGGAAUCUUAAUGGCGUCAUUGGCAACCAAUAUUGUUACCGUCGGGUUGGGCAUCUCGGCCAUUGCGGGAACCGGAAGUUCUAUGAUCUAUGUAGCAGCUCUGGUUACCGUCCGAAGAAACUUUCACACCUUCUACGCCAUAGCUAACGGGUUGACGCUGGCCGGGGUCUCGGUAUCUUUGUUCACAUUCCCUCCUAUAAUCAGAGUUCUCAUUGAUCAUUACGGAUGGAGGGGCGCGCUGUUCAUAUUGUCAGCCAUCUCCCUGAAUACCAUGGUGACAGGUGCUCUGAUGAAGGACGAUGUUUGCAAAAGGAAGCCGAGGAGGCACUCUGAUGACAUAGGAGAGUCGAAGGUAUUUGUAUCGAAAUCAAGUUACACACCAAGUGACAGGACGCACAUGGAGGGGAAAGUUACUGCAUCCUUGUCCAAGGGGAAAUAUAAACUUCAUGGCGCAAGUAAUGGGUGUACGGGUGUAACGUUCAGGACCGAUGAUGAUCUUAAGAUCAAUCGCCGCUUGGAUGAUAAAGAGAGUAAACCAAGUCACCGUGCAUCAGGUUGUCCCGAAAUCGGUUUGCGCAGUGUUUACGUGGACGGAAAAAUCACCACGAUGCCAAUACAAAGGAAUGGAUAUGGACAUUUAGGCAGGAGAGCAAGCAUACGGGAGAAGGCGGUCAGUUUUGUCGUAGCAAACAUCACACAUGGACUGCUUUUCGUUGUUGCUUUCCUGUGGUCCCUGGCAAACACUGCUACUAUGAAGUACAUCGUGGCGGCAGGUGUUCAAAGGGGGUUGACGUCCCUCCAGGGUGCCAUGCUUCUAUCUAUUACCGGUAUCACUCAGUGCAUUUGCCUUUUUCUAAACGGUAUCAUCAUCUCCAAGCGUUGGAUGACGCCUCUCCAGUUGUACCUUCUCGUGUUCUUGUUGAUGUCUGGUUCCAUUUUCGGGAUUGCCGUGUUUGAGCAGUACGCGGUAGGGCUCGUCUGUUCGGCAUUGUUUGGGCUCGGGACAGGGACCAUCAUCUCUCUAAACCUUGUGGUGCAGCGAACCCUUGACCCAAGAGCUGGAACUCAGGCUGCAGGAUGGCUCAUGUUCAUCGAGGGUGUUGCAGGAUGUAUAGGAGGAUUCUUCAUAGGAGCUGUACGUGAUAUAUCUGGUAGUUACACGCUAUCGUUCUUCGUCGCCGGUGCUGUAACGUUAGUUGCUGCGUCUUUUGUCGUCAUCAUUCUCGUCAUCCGUCGUGUAAGGAGGGGUCACUAGAGGGUGCUUUUUCAAUGUAACACUGUACACGACGACAGAGGUCAGUAUUUGGGUUGCUCGGAGGAUAUUUUAUGCGAGACAGGACCAAACAAUAUUGUAACCAUCUACUACCAUGCUGCCUUCACCGUGUUAUUUAGGGCAUAGUUGCGGAAGGAAGUUCCAGUUUUAUUUGGAAUUUGUCACAGGUCCAAGAUAUUUUGUCCUACUUAAUAACCAAAAGUGCUCACCUUGCACAUUGCUUAUUUAUUACGCUCAUUAGUUUCAGGCCAAUGAUUUACACAACGGAUUCUUUAUCAUUUUAAACAAAACACAACAACAAAUUUGAAUUAAAGUCCUCGCUGAUCAUAGCGAAAAAAAUGGUCGUUUUAAUAUACAGGCACAAAAUAAUGUAACUGCGAAUUAGACGGAAAAAAUAAUGUACGUCGAGUAAAACGUUUUUCCAGAUAUGUAUAUCUCAUAAGGGUUAACCUACAUUUCCCCCAUUAUAUUACCCGAUUGCAUUCCCAUUUGGUACCAAUCAUUUGUUUCUCAGAUAUAUUUCACAAGGUUUAACCCAGUAUUGGCCCAGUUAUAAUCCAGAUGGGUCCCACAUAUUUAUUCCAGCCCGUCUGAGUCCCAUUAGAAAUUGUCCAUUUCCAGCCCAGAUGAUAUUCAUCUGGUACAUCGUGUACAUACAGGCCCAGCUCUAACCCAGAUGGUUCCCUUAUAUUAGCCGAUCUGGGUCCCACAUGGAAGUGCCCAUCUCCAGCCCAGAUGAUAUUCACCUGGUACAAUGGGCCCAGAUAUAAACGAGAUUGGGCCCCAUGUGACGCUACCCAAUUCUCUCAAUCAAUAUGGACCAUGGGUCCCACAUAACCGAUAAUGAAUUAUUAUGGGUCCCAGAUAUUUUCUGUUUGCCGUAAACAAAAUACGAACUGAAUUGAAAAAUUGAAUUGAAAUUGAAAUUGAGAGUCGGUAUGUAAUCUAAAAACGACACAAGUCAUAUUCAGUGGUUGGCUCUUAAAACGUUUUUCUUUCAAUUUCCAUGAUUAAUCUAAAAAAAGGGAGAAGAAAAUGGCUGAAACGCAGUAGUCAUGGUUCGAAAAGAACAAUUUAAUCCCUUAUAUUAAUUACACUAAUAUGUCGCUCAUAAUACUGCGUAUGACACCAGCCUAGUUUUCCUGAUAAACCAUGGCACUAUUCUUAAUACUAUAUCAUUGUGAUAUUGUACGUUCAAUGUAAGAACAUUACCGAGAAAAUGUGUAUCCGGCAGAAUUUUGUCUUUAUUCGUUAUUGAAUAUUUUGAAGCAUUGUUAUUGGAUGCGAUUCCCCUCCCUUUACUAUGCAACCGCAUCUCAUUCUUUUUAUAUGUCUAAAGUAGUCCUAACUAUGUAAAUUAUGUCUUUUAUAAAAAUGUAAUUUCAUUUUUAACGUAUCUAGCAAGAUAUAGUUUCUUUUCUUUUUUUUGUUCAGGCAAUGGACGAAAACAAUGUACAAUUUAUAAUAACGUGUAUUAUGAUGAAUAUGUAUAUUCGCCAUUUACACAUUCCUGGUGCUUGUUUUAGAUUUGAUAAGGAGUAUGCCGUUCUUUCACCAAAAAAAUGGAUUACUGUACUGGACAAAAGUACUAUGGUUAUUUUUUAAUUGAGUUUGAGUUCGAAUUUCCACUGUUUAUAUCACCGCCAGUAUUGUCGUAGAAACAAGCUAUUUAAUUUUCCUUUGGGUAAUAAUUAUAAUUUUGAGGGGCGUUGAACUAUAGAACAGGUUUUGAUUACAAAACAAAGGUUUCACCGCAUGCGGGAUUUUACUGACCAGCCCCUCCCCCCCCCCCCCCCCGUUUUGUCUAAGCGGAAAUUAGGGUUGGAAGGAAAAGACGCCCUGCGGGAAAUUACACUGAUCGGGAAUCCCGCUAAAAGCUGUGGCUAAGUUGUUUUUAUAGUACCUAGAACUCUGACAAAGGGUAUCUUUUUACACCAAGCCUUUACAUGUCUAUGCUCGGAAGUGAUCCAACUCACUAAAACGUGAGAGUGACCAGAGUUACGACCGGGAGAGUCGCAGUUUUAUGUGUCUUUCUCUGUAUUAAUGUAGAUCAUUCACAAGAUUUCACAAAUGAAAUGAACGAAUCAAAAUUCGAAUGUAUUAUUGUAUAGAUUAAAAUGUAGAACUGUUUAUACUAAUAAAUGCAUAUCUAGGUAUCUU